AUGAGUGAAACGGGUUUUAUUUCUUAUCCUCCCCCUCAACCAGACUUUUGGAUUUAUUUUGCCAAAUAUUUAAGAAAUUUCUGGGUUCAGUGGGCUAUAGUUUUUGUUCCUUUCAUUCUUUUCAUACUUUACUUGAAAUUUACUAUGCCUUCUUUUCACUUAAAUGAAAAAGAUCCAGAAGACGAUAUAGAUGUCAGUGGAAAAAAAUAA
Plasmodium relictum is the source of this 210-nucleotide messenger RNA. RefSeq names its product conserved Plasmodium protein, unknown function. Lineage: Eukaryota; Apicomplexa; Aconoidasida; Haemosporida; Plasmodiidae. The coding region runs from base 1 to 210 and encodes 69 amino acids. The record is from RefSeq and is a predicted model, not a curated record. The transcript is spliced from 3 exons.